UACAGCCUCAUAUCCAGGAUGGCACCAUCCUUGAUUUUUCUGUGCCUUAACCCAAACCUGUCUCACAGAAGAAGGGGUGAGGAAGGAGCCAAAAAAUUUCAUUUACAUGGAAUGGCUGCUGUGAGAACCUUUUGCUCCCGGGAGGUGGACGUGGUGGUGGCUCCGUGCCGGGGCUUCCAGCCGGCCGAGGACACCCUGGGCGAGUUCGUGAACCAGGUGCUGCCCGUGGUGACCUUCGCCAUCAGCGAGGCCCAGCUGUCCCCCUCGGACCAGAGCGAGCUGAGAACCAUCAAGGAGAAAUUCUCCCUGCCCAUUUUCUUCUUCCGCGUGCCCGAGGCCGGCGGGGAGCUGAUCUCCCCCAAAAAACCCGACAGCGACAAGUCCCCCCUGCACUGCCAACUGCUGGACCUGCAGUACCUGAGCUCCAACCACUGCAGCUGCGGGGCCAGCGGGGCCCAGAGCAUGUUGGUGGAGCAGCUGGAGAAGCUGAGGCUGCUGAGCACCUUCUCCAGGCAGGUGCUGCAGAAGCACUUGGUGGAGGCGGCCACGAGCCUGAACGAGCUGCACUGUCGCUGCCUCAACAUCUUCAUCAACCAGGCCUUCGACAUGCAGAGGGACCUGCAGAUCACGCCCAAGAGGCUGGAGUACACCCGCAGGAAGGAGAACGAGCUCUACGAGUCCCUCAUGGGCAUCGCCAACCGCAAGCAGGAGGAGAUGAAGGACAUGAUCGUGGAGACUCUGGGCAACAUGAAGGAGGAGCUGCUGGAGGACGCGGCCAGCAUGGAGUUCAAAGAUAUCAUCAUUCCUGAGAACGGGGAGCCCGUCAGCUCCAAGGACAUCAAGUGUUGCAUUAAACAGAUCCAGGAACUGAUUAUUUCUCGGUUAAACCAAGCAGUGGCCAACAAGUUAAUCAGCUCAGUGGACUAUCUGAGGGAGAGCUUCGUGGGGACUCUGGAGAGGUGCCUCAAGAGCCUGGAGGAGUCCUGGGAGGUGUCAGUACAUCCUGCCAGGAGCUUGGAGAAGCCCAAGGAUGGUUCUGUGCACAUCACGAGCAAUUAUCUCAAACAGAUCCUAAAUGCAGCUUAUCACGUCGAAGUCACUUUUCACUCUGGCUCAACAGUGACCAGGAUGCUGUGGGAACAGAUCAAACAGAUAAUCCAGCGGAUCACAUGGGUCAGCCCCCCUGCCAUCACCAGUGACUGGAAGAGGAAGGUGGCCCAGGAUGCCAUCGAGAGCCUCAGCGCUUCCAAGCUGGCCAAGAGCAUCUGCAGCCAGUUCAGGACCAGGCUCAACAGCUCCCACGAGGCUUUUGCAGCUUCCCUGCGGCAGUUGGAGGAUGGCCACUCUGGCAGGCUGGAGAGGACGGAGGACCUGUGGCUGAAGGUACGGAAGGAUCACGCUCCCCGGCUCGCCCGGCUCUCCCUGGAGAGCAGAUCCCUGCAGGAUGUGCUGCUGCACGGCAAACCCAAGCUGGGCCGGGAGCUGGGCCGGGGGCAGUACGGAGUGGUGUACCUGUGUGACAGCUGGGGGGGGCACUUCCCCUGCGCCCUCAAAUCCGUUGUUCCUCCAGAUGAGAAGCACUGGAAUGACCUUGCACUCGAGUUUCACUAUAUGAGGUCCCUGCAGACACAUGAGAGGCUCGUGCACCUCCACGGAUCUGUGAUAGAUUAUGGCUAUGGAGGAGGCUCCAGCAUUGCUGUGCUGCUGAUCAUGGAGAGGCUGCACAGGGACCUCUACACGGGGCUAAAGGCUGGGCUGGAGUUGGAGACACGGCUGCAGAUUGCCCUGGAUGUGGUGGAAGGGAUCCGGUACCUGCACAGCCAGGGGCUGGUGCACAGGGACAUCAAACUCAAAAAUGUCUUGCUUGACAAGAAGAAUCGAGCCAAAAUCACCGACCUGGGGUUCUGCAAACCAGAGGCCAUGAUGUCUGGCAGCAUUGUGGGCACACCCAUCCACAUGGCUCCAGAGCUCUUCACAGGGAAGUACGAUAACUCCGUGGAUGUUUAUGCCUUUGGAAUUCUCUUCUGGUACAUCUGCUCGGGCCACGUGAAGUUACCAGAGGCUUUUGAGAGAUGUGCAAGCAAAGAUCACCUGUGGAACAACGUUAGGAGAGUUCUUUGA
Lepidothrix coronata (blue-crowned manakin) is the source of this 2121-nucleotide messenger RNA. It is a transcript of the gene DSTYK, whose product is annotated as dual serine/threonine and tyrosine protein kinase. NCBI's taxonomy places the organism in Eukaryota, Metazoa, Chordata, Aves, Passeriformes, Pipridae. The record is from RefSeq and is a predicted model, not a curated record. Gene Ontology annotation, biological process: protein phosphorylation. Gene Ontology annotation, molecular function: ATP binding; protein kinase activity. The transcript has 12 exons. The coding region runs from base 19 to 2121 and encodes 700 amino acids.